UCCUCACCUUCUUACAUCCACAGCUCCCUGGGGAGAAAUGAGAGUCCACCUCCAACCGUGCCUGGGCAACCACUUAGCGUUGUGAUGUCACCAGGGACAGUCCAUUUAGCUAGGGGGGAGCUUGCUCCGUUCACCCUCCACACACCUUCCUAACUGGUUUGCUCCAGGACAGAGCUAAUGACCAGCGGCUCUAGAACCUCUCUGCUCCUUCUCACAUCUCCAUGUCUGGCCAUUCAGUGGUGAUCCAUUUAUUUCUUUCCUCCUCUGCUCCUUGGCACUGAUAAUUUGGGCCCCUAGAGAAAACCAGGCACAGUACCGGGUUCUUCCUGUGCUACUUUGCAGAAUCUUAGGGGCUGGGCAGAGCUGCACAGAGAUUCAGAAUUCAAGAGCAGUUUUUGAGAGUGAGAGACGUCCAUCUAACACCAAUUAACCAGGUCUCCUAGAGACCUUGAACGCUGCUUCCUAGACACAAAGCUCAAGGCCUAUACCUGGCCUCCUCUUUCAUUUCACAAGCACAGGUGCAUUCUCUAGUAAAGCUAAGCAGCACUUUGUACUUUUCUUCUCACCCCUGAGACCAAGAGGACCUGCCACCACCUCCACGAAGGAAGGACCCCAUCACCAGAGUGACUGUCUCACAUCUAAGAUAGAGCCGAGGCAUACACCAACUCGAAUGUGGACCAGAUAAGGGCAGGACUCUGUCGUUGCUUCUUCAUGGCAUGUUACAGGCACUCAACAAAUGAACUCAACAAAUUAAUCAAGCUUUACUACAAAAUAUAAUAUCUCCCAUGUACCCAAACAAGGUCUCCAGUGUCUAGACAGUCUCUGGUCGCUGGAUUAUGUCAUAAUCAGUGAUGUCACUGUUGGGCAGAUUCUUAAGCCGUCCUCUGAUUUGAGCCUUUCAGGCCUCAUACCCAGCAGGAUCAAGAGCUUUCUGAGAGCAGUAUGUCUCUGGACAGCGUGUGGGCUCCAGAGGCAGCAGACAUGGGGGAUGGGCCGCCUGCCAAGAAAGCUGCCAACCAGCAGACACAGGUCCUCCAGACUGCCUCCCUAAAGGAUGGCCCAGCAAAGAGGGCAGUAUGGGUCCGUCAAGAGAGUGCCGAGACAGUCGACCCUGAGAAGUCAACCGCUCCCAAGGACAGGUCCAAGUUAGAGGUGAGCAAAGCAGUGGUCGUGGAUCUCGGCACCGGCUUCUGUAAAUGUGGCUUUGCUGGCCUGCCAAAGCCCACUCACAAGAUCUCAACAACAGUGGGCAAGCCCUACAUGGAGACAGCCAAGACUGGGGAUAAUCGCAAAGAGACCUUCGUGGGCCAUGAGCUCCUUAACCCAGACAUACAUCUCAAGCUGGUCAACCCCCUCCAUCAUGGCAUCAUCGUGGACUGGGACACAGUGCAGGACAUCUGGGAAUACCUCUUCCGACAAGAGAUGAAGAUCGCCCCGGAGGAGCAUGCAGUCCUGGUCUCGGACCCACCCCUGAGCCCUCACACCAACAGAGAGAAGUAUGCUGAGAUGUUGUUUGAGACCUUCAACACACCUGCGAUGCACAUUGCCUACCAGUCCCGUCUGUCCAUGUACUCAUACGGACGCACAUCUGGGCUGGUGGUGGAGGUGGGCCACGGCGUGUCCUAUGUGGUACCCAUCUAUGAGGGUUAUCCUUUGCCUAGCAUCACGGGGCGGCUAGACUAUGCAGGAUCUGACCUGACGGCCUACCUGAUGAGCUUGAUGAAUAACUUUGGAAAACACUUCACAGAGGACCAGACCAGUAUUGUGGAGGACAUCAAGACAAGAUGCUGCUUUGUGGCCCUGGACCCCUUCGAAGAGAAGAAAGUCCCUCCCAGUGAACAUGAGAUCCAAUAUACUCUGCCUGAUGGGAAAGAGAUCCGUCUGGGCCAGGAGAGGUUCCUCUGCUCGGAGAUGUUCUUCAAGCCGUCGCUGAUCAAAUCCAUGCAGCUGGGCCUCCACACCCAGACGGUGUCCUGCCUUAACAAGUGUGACAUCGCACUCAAGCGAGACCUCAUGGGGAACAUCCUGCUCUGUGGGGGCAGCACUAUGCUCAGGGGCUUCCCUAACCGCCUGCAGAAGGAACUGAGCAGCAUGUGCCCCAAUGAUACCCCACAGGUCAAUGUUCUGCCUGAGAGAGACACCGCAGUGUGGACUGGUGGCUCUAUCCUGGCCUCGCUCCAGGGUUUUCAACCACUGUGGGUUCACCGCUUUGAGUACGAGGAGCAUGGGCCUUUCUUCCUCUACAGAAGGUGCUUCUGAACUGAUGGCGGCGUGGCCACUGUGGUGACAGUGUGUCAGCUUCACUGCGUGAGGGAACACCUUUCUACAUAUGGUGUGUGAGCUGGCAUGUUCAUUCCUGUAGCAUUAAAGGCCCCUCGUGUCCCCUUCCCUUCACA
Molecule: messenger RNA, 2396 nt
Organism: Microtus ochrogaster (prairie vole)
Lineage: Eukaryota; Metazoa; Chordata; Mammalia; Rodentia; Cricetidae
Gene: Actl7a
Product: actin like 7A
Source: RefSeq, a predicted model, not a curated record